This is a messenger RNA of Telopea speciosissima, 864 nucleotides long. Its product is annotated as glucose-1-phosphate adenylyltransferase large subunit, chloroplastic/amyloplastic-like. Gene Ontology annotation, biological process: glycogen biosynthetic process. The coding region runs from base 1 to 864 and encodes 287 amino acids. The record is from RefSeq and is a predicted model, not a curated record. The transcript has 9 exons. Gene Ontology annotation, molecular function: glucose-1-phosphate adenylyltransferase activity. Lineage: Eukaryota; Viridiplantae; Streptophyta; Magnoliopsida; Proteales; Proteaceae.
AUGGUUUGCUCUUCUUUGAAGGCUGUUGAAGAGAGAUUUGAGGACGGGAAGGUGAUGGUGUCACAAGUGGGCUUACUGGCUGGGACUGCAGCUACGGUUGCUGCUGCUGUUGCAGAUCCUGAGCUAUUGAUGCUGGCAUUCUGUCUGUGCUGGUUAAAGCUGAGAUCGUUGGUGUUGAAACUUGUGAUGGGGGGAGUGAUUGGAGAAGGGGUGAUGGUUAUUUACUGUCUUGCGUACUACCAAAACAUAAAGAGAGAGGCUGAAGGUCUUCUAUCUAUGAAGUGGUUUCAAGGAACAGCUGAUGCUGUAAGGGAAUUUACGUGUGUCUUUGAGGAUGCCAAAACCAAGAAUGUUGAGAAUAUUUUGAUAUUGUCUGGUGACCAUCUUUAUAGGAUGGAUUAUAUGGGUGUUGUGCAGAAGCAUAUUGACACAAAUGCUGAUAUUACAGUUUCAUGUAUUCCCAUGAAUGACAGCCGUGCAUCAGAUUAUGGGUUGAUGAAGAUCGACAAGUCUGGACGGAUUAUCCAAUUUGCCGAGAAACCUAAGGGUUUUGACCUAAAAGCAAUGCAAGUUGACACCACUAUCCUUGGGUUGACUCAACAAGAAGCCAUGGAAUCUCCUUACAUUGCAUCAAUGGGCGUCUAUGUAUUCAGAACAGAGGUUCUACUUAAGCUUUUGACAUGGAAAUAUCCCAUGUGCAAUGACUUUGGAUCUGAAAUCAUUCCAUCAGCUGUGAAGGAGUGCAAUGUCCAAGCAUAUUUAUUCAAUGACUAUUGGGAGGACAUUGGAACAAUCAAAUCGUUCUUUGAUGCUAACUUGGCGCUUACAGAACAGCCUCCUAGGUUUGAGUGGAGGUUUCAGUAA